UCAGCGGUAAAACCUGCUCCGGCUGGGUGUCUCACUGUCUGAGUGAGUCGGACUACUGACUUGGCCUCGGAAAAGUCAAGUGAUCUCCCAGCUAACUUUCCUACUCGUUUUGUUUCGCCCUGGUUGGAUUCUUGUAAUUGUCGAUCGACGACGAGCCUCGCAACAACAUUUUAGGGGGAUGAUUUAGGUCAGGAGAAAAGUUGAUCGAGUGUUCUCGGACGAACCGGUGCGUGGCGGCCAGUACCGGAGAUGGAUAAGCUAACCGAUAGCUGACUUGUUAGCCGAAAAGUCAAAGGUCAAGAAUAGGAGCGAACGGGCAUGCUAACGGCGUGCUAGUUUAGCAUUCUAUCGGCUAACCGAGAUACUUCCUCGGGCUCGCUUGCGACACCGCCAGUAGUUUGUCAAAAGGGAAGCUAAUCCAGGAAGAAGCCCCUACCUCGAAAACAGGCCGGGCCGGGCCGGGCCAGAGGAGCAUUUCCGAGAGAAUGCUGUCCAACGCACAGAACCAGCCGCUUUUCCCCAACCCUACCGGGCAACAGAAUCCAGGCGGCCAGCAGAACCCCGCGGGCCAGUUUCUCCCCUUCCUCAGCAGACCCACCUUACAGAUCAAGAAGAACGCCAUUACCGACGACUACAAGGUGACCAGUCAGGUGUUGGGUCUCGGUAUCAAUGGCAGGGUGCUCGAAAUCUUUCAGAGGGAGACGGGUGACAAGUAUGCGCUAAAGAUGUUGCAGGACUGCUCUAAAGCACGUAGAGAAGUGGAGCUCCACUGGAGGGCGUCACCUUGUUCCAACAUUGUGAGGAUCAUUGAUGUCUAUGAGAACCUCUAUCAAAGCAGGAAAUGCUUGUUAAUAGUUAUGGAGUGCAUGGACGGCGGUGAACUCUUCAGUCGAAUUCAAGACAGAGGGGACCAGGCCUUCACUGAGAGAGAGGCAUCUGACAUCAUGAAGAAUAUAGGGGAGGCGAUUCAGUACUUGCAUGCUGUCAACAUUGCGCAUAGAGACGUGAAGCCGGAGAAUUUACUCUACUCCACCAAGAGGCCAAGUGCUUUGCUCAAACUCACGGACUUUGGCUUUGCCAAGGAGACCACCUCGCACAACUCUCUGGCUACUCCCUGCUACACACCUUACUAUGUUGCUCCAGAGGUUCUGGGCCCAGAAAAAUAUGACAAAUCUUGUGACAUGUGGUCUUUGGGCGUCAUUAUGUAUAUUCUAUUGUGUGGUUACCCGCCCUUUUAUUCCAACCACGGUCUGGCAAUUUCUCCCGGGAUGAAGAAGCGGAUUAGGAUGGGACAAUACGAGUUUCCUAAUCCCGAGUGGUCCGACGUAUCCGAAGAAGCUAAACAGCUGAUUAGGACCCUCCUGAAGACGGAGCCCACCCAAAGGAUGACCAUCACGGAGUUCAUGAAUCAUCCCUGGAUCAACCAAUCGAUGGAGGUUCCUCAGACGCCGCUGCACACUAGCCGGGUGUUAAAGGAAGAGAAGGACGCGUGGGAGGACGUCAAGGAGGAAAUGACCAGUGCCUUGGCUACCAUGAGGGUCGACUAUGAGCAAAUCAAGAUAAAGACCAUCGAGGAUUCCACCAAUCGACUGCUAAAGAAAAGAAGGGAGAAAGCCAGUAAAGCCAUGGCGGACACACCGUCUGCUGCCCACUGAAACAGGGAUUAUGAAAAACAAAAAGGAAGCAAUAAGUUCAUAACUGCAUGGAUUUCUCAGUGUUUUAUUUUUCACGACGGUCAAGUCUAGUGUUUUGGACUAAGAGUGCUGUUUUUCGUUAAGCAUUUUAAUGCCCCGCCCUAUUGCGAACAGGUUCUACAUCUGUGGUUUUAUUUGGUUUUCAAUUAGACAAGAUGAGGGAAGAGAAGCACUCUUUAUUUGUCCUUUCCUCGCUAAAACGUCGGGUUAGCGGCCCAGACGAGUGAAUGUUAAAGGAACUGGCUAAAUCCCAAAAAGCAAUGCAAGACUGGACUUGACUUAAGUGGAUUUUAAGGUUCUGUCCAUCUGAUUGUCAUAAUGAAUGUUCAAAUCAGCAGGGCCUCCCCAAUCACCUGCCUUAAGAGUUUCUCGUUACAGCUCUAGUCUCCGGGCAGAGAAGGUAGCGCCACCUGCACGUAGCUUAAAAAAAAAAGUAUUUUUUCACAAGAUUUUUACAGACCUAUUUUAGCACAUGCCUAAUGGACUUUUUGUUUGUGGCAUUUAGCAACGUCAUGUUUUUGUCGCCAGAUUUCAGGUUAAUCCUAUGCAGACGGCGUGCCAUUUUAAAGCGCCGCUCUCGACGGUGUCGGGUUUUGUUUGCUCGAGAGAUGGGGAGCGCAUGUUCCCGUCGGCGGGAGAACCCUGUCGUGUGAGAAGCACUGUGUUUUCUAGCUACUGUUUAUUCCGUUCUUUUGACGACAACCUCACCUCCAAACCUGCCGUACGAGUCUCACCUCACCAGAGCGCCGUGUGACGCGCCACCAGCAAGCUGUCUCCACAAUCACUGGGUGCGAGGGGUGGUUCAUGCCUUUUAGGACCCGCCCAGUUCACUCGGGAUGAUGGGGCACCGUAGCGUUUAUUUGUAUGUACACCCACGUGAUGAGGCGCACACAAAUUUCGCACUGUAAAAAAUGUCGGCUUAAAACUUUUCCUUUGACUCUGUUCUGCUCAUUUUAGUAGCAGUCAGCUGUAACGGCCAUACUUUUGUCUGCUUGCUUUCAAUUAAAAACACAACAACUGAA
Molecule: messenger RNA, 2716 nt
Organism: Corythoichthys intestinalis (scribbled pipefish)
Lineage: Eukaryota; Metazoa; Chordata; Actinopteri; Syngnathiformes; Syngnathidae
Gene: mapkapk2a
Product: MAPK activated protein kinase 2a
Exons: 10
Coding region: 486-1655 (389 amino acids)
Biological process (GO): peptidyl-serine phosphorylation; cellular response to vascular endothelial growth factor stimulus; vascular endothelial growth factor receptor signaling pathway
Cellular component (GO): cytoplasm; nucleus
Molecular function (GO): ATP binding; calcium-dependent protein serine/threonine kinase activity; mitogen-activated protein kinase binding
Source: RefSeq, a predicted model, not a curated record